AAAAUGCAAAUUCCCGCCAAAAGAAUAAUCAUUUGUUAAGCGAAGCAUGGAAAGCUUGUGACUUCAUGUUAUGAAAAAAUUCGUUGUAUGGGGCUGUUUUUUCUUUAGAAGCUAAUCGUAAAACCAGCUGUAAAAUCUGUAGUUUAUGAUAGUAAGUAUAGGAGCUCUGUUUAUGUACAGCAGGCCUCGUAUCCUUGUUACUGCGACUUAUUAACGAUAAACACUCUCAACUUGUCGCCAAGACACUGAGCAUGCGCGCGUGAUGUAAACAGAAGCUCCUCAGUGAACAUGCAGUUUAAGAAAGUACUUUUCGCGUGUAUACUCGUGGUGCUCGUAGAGCUCCUUUUCCUCAACUAUUACUAUGGGCCUGCGAGCAAGAAGAAAUCAAAAUCUAGCGGCUAUCGCCUACUCACAGCAGGAGAUCUCCCGGAUGACGGCCCAGACCUCUUUGAAAAAAUGUUCCCAGAUUGGGACCAGGUUUCUUCGAAUUCUAGCGAUUCGGAUGAUCCCUUCGACCAAGACUCCACAGAUAUCAUUCACCCUGAGCUGCCAGAAAAAGAUAUAUUUGUGCUUUUCUUGGUAACCUCAAUGCCUGAGAGUUUUGAGCGACGUCAGCUUAUCCGAACCACGUGGGCGAACACGUGGAAAAGCAACAAGAAAGAUGGUAAGGCUGCGAAAUCACUCUACAAGAGGCGCGGCCAACCGGAUGUGACGAUUUACUGUGUAUUUAUGGUCGGCAUAAGUACUAUUGCUAAGUACAACAGGAGAAUAGCAAAGGAGGCGUCAAUAUUGGGUGAUAUCUACCGCACGAAGAUAGAGGAGAGUUACAGGAAUAUGAUAUUCAAGGUUUGGGACGCGUAUAAAUGGGCUCUAGGUGUAUCCCCCAAGUACAUAUUCAAGGCUGACGACGACAUCUACGUGAAUAUACCUCGCCUUAUUCACUGGCUUAAAACAGACCAGAACAUCAAAGAGAAUCUUUACGCGGGCUAUGUAGUGUAUAAGCAGAAAAUAGAACGAGAUGAAGAAAAUGAUUGGUUCGUGAACAGUACUGACUUACAACAGGGAACCUAUCCUAAUUAUUGUAUCGGUCCAUACUAUAUAUUCUCGGGGAAUCUUCUGGAAGGGUUGAUCCAUGCCGCCUCUAAACGGCAGAAGUUCCCGGUGGAGGACGCCUACAUGGGCGUGGUCAUGAGGGAUAAUUACGUGACCCCGUACAACGUGGGGAAUAGCUUGUUCAUCUACGAUGGGUCUCACGGUGUCCUUGCCUUGGAAUACACUGAAGAGAAGUUAAAACAUGCCGUCUGCAUCGGCGAAAGGCUGCAGGCAAAACACAUACAACAGCUACAUGAAAGAUAUGUGUACAUUAGAAAGCGAAUUGAUGGAAAACUAUAGUACUUGUUUGGCUACAAGUGAAGUGAGCGAAAGCUGUAGUACUCAGAGGUUAUAAAAAAGACUGUGUAUACAUUACAUGGUCUAUUGAAGGAGAUGAAAGAAAAAUAUAAAACUUGCUUGGCUGCUUUACAUACAGGGGGUUGUUUAAUGAUAAUUAAAACUGUUUAUCCAGUGCUACUUGCGGAAGGGCAGUACUGUAUUAGCAGAAGUACAGCAUCUUUCGAAAUCUUGCUUCGUUUAGGGUUAAUAUGGCUGAAAAACAAAUAACUUUACUCAAUUCUUCCCCACUCAGAGAUAAUUGAUCGAAAUUUACAAAGUUAUCCAAACAAAAAAAACAAUAUACCAGUUAUACUAAACAAAACAAAAAUAUUCCAGUCAUACCAAAAAUUAAACAAUAUUCCAGUUAUACCAAAAAUUAAACAAUAUUCCAGUUAUACCAAACAAAAAACAAAGUAGAGAUAGUGCAGGUGUGUACCUAGGAUUGGCUGAAGGGGAGUGCGCAGUUCUAGGUAUCACAUGGUAAUAGCAUCGUCUACAACUUUUUCUUUAACAUUCUCCAAAAGCGCUCUGCCGCACGCGCCCAUACCGCGAGGUAGUAUGGGUAAUAUAUUUUGUUUUAGAGUUUUCAGUUUGUUUACAGGGCUUAAUUAAAUAUGCCGCGGUCUUAUAGCGAAGACCUUCGCUUGAAACAUCAUAUGUUACUCAUACUACCUCGCAGUAUGGGCGCGUAAGAGCGCUCUUGGACAACGUUUUUUGAAAUAGCUGUAUGAAGAUUUCUAAUAAGAAAUGAUCCCUUUUUGGCCUUCAAUGGGGGUGCGCGCGCACCCUGUGUACGCGCCUGAAAAUGUGAGGGAUAACAAACAUUAGUUUACUCUUUUUUGCCUUUUUGUCAGGUUCAGAUUCGUAUUUUGUUAGGAAUUGAAGAAUUUCGUUAGAUUGACACGAGAUUUUUUUACAGAAACUGGACAGAAAUAGCGAAGUUAAAUUGCUUUAGCUCGCAUUAGACUCUAAAACAAAAACAAAUAUCUAAUUUAAUUAUUUAUUGUUUUAAUGAUUUGAAAACGUACUAUUUCUCCGUCUUUUAAUGUGGGUCUUUUUUAUUUUAGGGUUUUUUCGAAGUAAGAAAGUCAUAAAGACAUGAAAUAUUGAAAUACAUCGAAAUGUUGUGUCCAA
Molecule: messenger RNA, 2565 nt
Organism: Nematostella vectensis (starlet sea anemone)
Lineage: Eukaryota; Metazoa; Cnidaria; Anthozoa; Actiniaria; Edwardsiidae
Product: UDP-GlcNAc:betaGal beta-1,3-N-acetylglucosaminyltransferase 7
Exons: 2
Coding region: 289-1392 (367 amino acids)
Cellular component (GO): membrane
Molecular function (GO): hexosyltransferase activity
Source: RefSeq, a predicted model, not a curated record